Molecule: messenger RNA, 2442 nt
Organism: Closterium sp. Yama58-4
Lineage: Eukaryota; Viridiplantae; Streptophyta; Zygnematophyceae; Desmidiales; Closteriaceae
Source: the annotation of a GenBank genome assembly
AUGUGCGGUUCGAGCAACGAUCGAGGAAUCAACGCACAGAAACCCCCUCAGCCCGCGGCGCGUGCCUCUGAUGUCAACGCGGCGGGUAAUACUGCCGUCCAGAUGCCCCUGAUCGCGCCAGGGAGCGUCAGCGCGGACAUCCUCGCUAGUAACGUCCCUGAUAACCUCGACGAGUCGUUAUUUCUUCCUCAUCCAACGCAGACCUCUGCUGGUGCGCUGGCUGUGAUUGCUAACAAUAACAAUAACAAUAAUACUAACACUUUUGGCAGAUCGUUUUCCAUUUACGAGCCUGGCAAGGGCGACCAGUCCCUGCUGCUCCACCACGCGGAUCCGACGUCCAUCCCCGCUACAGGCGCGGAGCUCGUGCACUACCAUCGCCCUUCUAAUCGAAGCACUGCCGCCGCUGACGCCGCCGCCACGUUCGCCCCUGACUGCAAGCCAACGCCAUGUGUCAACACGGCGGAUUUCGCGAAUUACCCAGCUCCGAGCCUCGCUGGCGCGUCCGGCGUGGCGGGAAGCGCGUACGCGGCCGUGAAAGCCGACGAGAAUCCUCUCAGAUUCGCGCCAACUCAGCAACAUGAAGAUCUGAACGUUGGCAUGCAAUCUCGGCAGCAGCCAGAACAAGGGAUGCAAUUUGACGGGGAAAAUGCGCUGCAGAGGACGGGAGGGGAGGGAGGAAGAGGGUUGGGUUGCGACAAUGUGGUAACCACUGAAGCAGCUCUCGCUUACGACGGUUUUUUCGCUUCUAUGCUUGACGACAUUGAUUUCACACCUGCUGUUGUUGGGUCCGCGACAGGUUACCAGAAUGUGGGGUUGAACCAGAACUCAAAUGCGGGGGUUCUGGGUUCCGCGACGGAGUCUCGCGCACCAAUUGGCUCCUAUGAUGUCUUCUCUCAUCAGCCGCAGCAGUCAUUACAGCAGCAGCAGCAGCAGCAGCAGCAGCCGCAGCCGCAGCCGCAGCAGGCGCAACUCGAGCCGCAGUUCCAGCAGCAAUCGGCGCAGCCGCCGUUUGAGUGUAACACCAGCGGUAACCAUCAGCAGAACGUCGCCACCGGUAACUUCGCUUACCAUCGCGGCGACCAAUCAUCGCCACUAGGGUCUAACAACGGGUUUUCAACCCACGCUUCUCCGCCAAACGCGCAGCCCAUCGCAGUUAACCCCGUCAAGCCCGCCGCCUAUUCCGCAAGCGCCGGCGCGGGUAACAUCCAAUUCGCACAAUCCUCGUACGAAUCGCCGCAGCCAACCCUUCCGCCGCCCGCGCUCCCGCCUAGCCAUCCCGCCGGUCCUUCCCAGCCGCCCGCGGUCACCUUUUACGGCGCUUCUGCUGUGGCAGGCGGUGACGAUGGUACAGAGGCAGCAGAAGGGAUGGACGAGGAUGGGCAGGGAAACGCUACCCAGGACUCAGAACAACAGGACGAGCCUAUCCGGCGCAAGGGUCCGCGCACCAAGUUCUCCAAGGAGGCAGUCGACUGCCUCAACUCGUGGUUCCUCUCACACCUCCACCACCCCUACCCCACCGAGCUGGCAGACGAGGAGGAGGAGUACCAGUUCGUUGACUCGGAAGACCCGCUUGACUCGGUUCUUCCCGCCCUGGCGCUGCUAAGGCUGCAGGUGAAGCGGUCUGAGCAGAAGGGGCAGAGACGACGGCUGCAGCAACAUGGGACUGAGGCAGAGGAGGGGGCUGCUGAUUUCAACGACAGGGAAAGCAUAGAGGAGGAGAAGGGCGAGGGGGAGAGUGAGGAGGGUGAGGAGGGGGACAAGGAGGGGAGUAAGGAGGAUGAGGAGGGGGAUGAGGAAGGGAGUGAGGAAGAGAGUGAGGAGGGGAGUGAGGAGGAACAGCUGAAGGCGAUGAGUCUGAGGGACGUGUACAGGCGGUGCUUCGGGGAGGAGGUGGUGCUGCGGAGGAGCUCGGAUGAGGGCGAUGGGCAGGUGUUCGCAUCUGGUGGUGACAUUGGAGGGGUUGACUAUAUCGGAGGUCUGCUGGACAUGAUGAACGGCCUGGAUGGGCUCGCAGAAAUGGACGGACUGGAUGGGCUUGACGGCUUGGAAGGGAUCGACCUCAUGGAUGGGAUGACUGGGUUGGGAGAUUUCCAAGGCGUUGCAGAGCGGUUAGAUGCUGAGAUGGAGGGCAAUGAAGGGGUUGAGGGACAUCCAUGUAUACAGGAGGAGCAGUUGGUGGUAGUGCAAGGGGAUUUUACUGAAGAGCCUCUGUCUAUUGAGGCUCAGGAAGAGAAUUACUUUUGUGAUGAAGCGGAUGAUUACUACAGCGAGGAUGAGGAGGGAGAGUUUCUCAGGGGAAAUGGAGAAGGUGCUGGGAGGUAUGAUGUGACAGGGUAUGACAUGGCAGGCUAUGACGUGGCAGCCUGUAGGAGCAAUGGCACCCCUGCAAGUGGGGGAGGCAGCAUGGGGGAACACAUGGUUGGUGCCGUGCCAGCCAUUUAG